This is a messenger RNA of Lepus europaeus (European hare), 3923 nucleotides long. It is a transcript of the gene SLC16A14, whose product is annotated as solute carrier family 16 member 14. Gene Ontology annotation, biological process: monocarboxylic acid transport; transmembrane transport. The transcript is spliced from 5 exons. Lineage: Eukaryota; Metazoa; Chordata; Mammalia; Lagomorpha; Leporidae. Gene Ontology annotation, molecular function: monocarboxylic acid transmembrane transporter activity. The record is from RefSeq and is a predicted model, not a curated record. Bases 86 to 1636 code for a protein of 516 amino acids.
GGCGCACUCUUCCCUGUGGUACAGGGCCACAGUGCCCAGUGGCCUGCUCCUUGCCCUGGCUCCCGCAAGCAGGAAAUCUUGGAAAAUGUAUACAAGCCAUGAAGAUAUUGGCUAUGAGUUUGAAGAUGACCCCAAGGACAAGAAGACGCUCAAGGCCCACCCGGACAUCGAUGGCGGAUGGGCCUGGAUGAUGGUCCUGUCGUCUUUCUUUGUGCACAUCCUCGUCAUGGGCUCGCAGAUGGCCCUGGGAGUCCUCAACGUGGAGUGGCUGGAAGAGUUCGGCCAGAGCCGCGGCCUCACGGCCUGGGUCAGCUCGCUCAGCAUGGGCAUCACCUUGAUCGUGGGGCCCUUCAUCGGCGUGUUCAUCAACACCUGUGGCUGCCGCCGGACCACCAUCACCGGGGGGCUGGUGAACGCCCUGGGCUGGGUGCUGAGCGCCUACGCUGCGAACGUGCGCUGCCUCUUCAUCACCUUCGGGGUGGCAGCAGGCCUCGGCAGCGGGAUGGCCUACCUGCCCGCCGUGGUCAUGGUGGGCCGCUACUUUCAGAAGAGGCGAGCCCUGGCGCAGGGCCUCAGCACCACCGGGACAGGGGUCGGGACCUUCCUGAUGACGGCGCUGCUCAAGUACCUGUGUGCCGAGUACGGCUGGCGCAACGCCAUGUUCAUCCAGGGCGCCGUGUCGCUGAACCUGUGCGUGUGCGGGGCGCUCAUGAGGCCCCUGGCUCCCCGGAGGGACGGGAACGGCCCGGGAGGGAGCGAGCCGCGGGUCCUGCCCGCGCACUCGGCGGAAUCCUUGAAGUCCUGUGGGCCCCCGGGCAGAACAGAGGAGCCAGAGGAGCCGGAGGGCGGCCCGGGGAAGCAGGAGACCCCCUGCGCCCCCGCAGGCCAGGAGUGCCUCGCCGAGGCCCCGCCCGGGCAGGACGCGCGAGCCCUGGGGCUGCUCAAGGCCGUGAGCCGCCUCACCGUGCGCGCCCGCAGGGGCUUCGGGGUCUGGUCCUCGGGCUGCCUUGGGACGGCCUCGCUCUUCACCAACCGCGUGUUUGUGGCCUUCCUCUUCUGGGCGUUGUUUGCCUACAGCAGCUUUGUCAUCCCUUUCAUUCACCUGCCCGAAAUCGUGCACCUGUACAACCUGUCGGAGCAGAACGACGCGUUCCCGCUGACUUCCGUCAUCGCCGUCCUGCACAUCCUCGGCAAAGUGUUCCUGGGCGUCGUGGCCGACUGCCCCUGCGUCCGCGUGUGGGACGUCUUCCUGCUGGCCAACCUCACGCUGGCCCUCAGCAUCCUCGUGCUGCCGCUCACGCGCACCUACGCCGGCCUGGCCGUCCUCUGCGCGCUCAUCGGCUUUUCCAGCGGCUACUUCUCGCUCAUGCCGGUGGUAACCGAGGACCUGGUGGGCAUCCAGCGCCUGCCCAGCGCCUACGGCAUCAUCAUCUGCGCGAACGGCAUCUCUGCCCUGCUGGGGCCGCCCUUCGCAGGGUGGAUCUACGACAUCACACAAAAAUAUGAUUUUUCCUUCUAUAUAUGUGGUUUGCUUUACAUGAUAGGAAUACUCUUUUUACUCAUUCAACCGUGUAUUCAAAUUAUAGAACAAUCCAGAAGAAAACACAUGGACGGUGCACAUGCUGAGUGUCCGUAAGGUUUCGUGUUGCAUUUCACUGUUGUGCUCAUGCCUACCUCACGUGGCUGCGGUGAGGAGCCUGGGACAUAGGUGGGAAAUCAUUUUGUCCAGUGACUGGUGCUGUCACUUGUCAAUGCCGUUGUCACUGCUUCAUUCGUACGCAGCACUGCCUGUGUGGGGAGAGGCAGCGCUGGAGAGGGAGCAAGGACUACGUGCAUUUUAGAGAUGACAAUGCCCCUUGGUGACAGCCUCUGGAAUGCUUGGAAGACAUGCCCUUGGGAAAACCAUUCUCUCUUGUCACCCACUGAGACCAGGGUUUCAGAUGCAGCUUUUUUAUUGCAGAGACAGAGAAUGAAAACUUCAACUCAACUACUCCUUUGUAAGGUGGAACCUGAGUAUCUGCUUCCAGAGAGCUUAUGGGUGAACGGGUCUCAAGCACAACAAUGUGACUAGGCUUCGGAAAUUAUGUAUUACAGGGAGCUAUUGAUCUACCAGUGUAAAACAAAGGCAGGCUCCAAUGUCAAAGAUAAUAUCAUUCAGUACAAUUAAAGAGACACAGUUGAUAUUUUUAUGAAAGGAUUCUGCAAGUAGUGAGUACAAUUUAUGAAUCUUCCUCUAAGAGAAGGCAUUUGCCAUCAAUCCUGAUUCAAUAUGAUCCAGUUAAGAACUGAAUCUUAAGAUAAAAUCCAAACAAAUAAAUCAUACUAAUGAGUUCCUUAGCGGAAGCCAUAUUUGUACUCAAAUCCAUGAAUCAAGGGCUAUGACUCAAACAUUUUCGCUCGCCUCCCUCAGCCUGUCUUAGCUUCUGAGCAUGAUCUGGGAUCUCUCACAGCGUUUUGCUGAGUUUCUCUUGCUGAUAGUUGCUAACAUAUGAUUUCAGAGGUUAAAUCACUUGUAAAGCAUGUUGCUCAUCCCGAACCCAAGACUAUCAAGUUAGGAGGGUGAUGAAGGGAAGAUGCUGGUGCACCUGACAUUGGCAGGGGUGGGCAGGUAACAGCCCCCUCCAAGGUUUCUUCUUCCUUAGACCAUUCCUGUGUGAGCUCGGCACAGUUAGAAAAAUAGUUCAUAUAGCAGAGGACAGUGAUCCCAGACACCCCAUAAAUGCCCCUCCUUUAUCCGAGAUGUCUAUUUUUCUAAGCCAAACAUUUUUCAGACUGCAGAAUAUUCUUCCCAGAAGCACUCUGACAUUUCUGGCUGUCUUACUUAUUAACACAUUCUUUAAAUUUCUACUCACAGUUUUCUCAUUACACACACACACACACACAUACACACACUUCUUUAAUACCCUUGUUAGUGUCCUGGGUCAAAUUUACCUAAAGUGAAAAGAGCCCAGUCUCAAUUAUUUCUGGUGAUUGGAGGCAGGAAUGCUGGGAGGAGCGGCAUCAGAGAGCGCUACCCCAAGCCUACUUCUAGCCAGCAGUUUCAGACAUACUGGAGUUUGCCAAGCCCUCUUGGGCUACUGACAAGUGAUUGAAUGGACAAGUUUCCCUUUUGCUUCUUCUCCAUUGUUCCCUGCUGCAUGUCUACUGGGCGGGGUUAUGUAAAGAACGCAUCACCAAAGUAAUAAUAAGGCAGCUAAUGAAAGGGAGACACAAAGCACGGCGCAUGCGCAUCCUCCCUAUCACCUCCAGGGGACCUAGAACUACCCGUGAAUUAUUGUAGAUAAUCAAUCGCAUGUCACACUCCAUUGGGUUCAAGCCAAUGACCUACUUGGUAUCAUCGUAGCUUUGACUGCUGUUAAAGAAUUCAAGUCUACUUUAGUAAAAGUCACCCUAAAAGCUAAGGCAAUGCUACAUACUUAACCUUGUAAUCGGGAUGAUCCAACUGAAAACCAGACUAGGUGUCUUAAAACUGGCUAUGUUACUUCAUUGCGUUCAUUUUUCUGACAACACCAAGUUAAGCAGAAGCAGUGUUAAGUGUUACGGGUGGUGCUGUCGCCAGUGCGUUUGCACACAUUGCUGGUUGAACUGGUAAAUACUAACUCUUCAUCCAAUGGCCUGGCUUGGAGGACAAUCCACUUCACAGCUUCUCAGCAGUUCGUACAGGUGUUUGUUGACUGACUCUUUAUGGAAGUGGUGACUUCUACCGAAUCCGUAGAAGUCUCCAUUUUACAGAAAGGAGUAAGACCUGCUUGCAUUGUUCAUGUUGACAAGAGAAUAAAAGAAAAUGCCCUGAAGAAUCACAGCAAAUAUUUCCUGCUUGUGUUAUCAAUUCACAGUUCUUUGGAGAUGCCAUAAAGGAUUAAUUGUGUGUUUCUAUCAUGUGCUUCAUAAUUCUCCCCUCAUUUGUCCACUGAUUUUUAUUU